Molecule: messenger RNA, 4274 nt
Organism: Canis lupus familiaris (dog)
Lineage: Eukaryota; Metazoa; Chordata; Mammalia; Carnivora; Canidae
Gene: TP53BP2
Product: tumor protein p53 binding protein 2
Exons: 18
Coding region: 214-3615 (1133 amino acids)
Biological process (GO): regulation of apoptotic process
Cellular component (GO): nucleus
Molecular function (GO): p53 binding
Source: RefSeq, a predicted model, not a curated record
GCGGUCGCGGGCGCGGAGCAGACAAAGCGGCGGCGGGGCCGCGGGGGGUAGGCCUGCGGCUCGGCGGCGCCCCCGCCCGCGGGGAGGGCUCGGAGGACCGCCCACGCCGCGGCCGCCUCGCAACAGGUCGGCCGCCUUCCGGGAGCCUCGCCCUGCGCCGCCGCCCCCCGCUCCCGAGACCUGGGCGCCCCGCUCGGCUCGGGCCGCGGCUCCAUGCGGUUCGGCUCCAAGAUGAUGCCGAUGUUUCUCACCGUGUACCUCAGUGACAGCGAGCAGCACUUCACCGAGGUUCCAGUGACCCCUGAGACGAUGUGCAGAGAUGUGGUGGAUCUGUGCAAAGAGCCCGGCGAGAGCGAGUGCCAUCUAGCUGAAGUGUGGUGUGGCUCCGAACGUCCAGUUGCUGAUAAUGAGCGGAUGUUUGAUGUUCUGCAGAGGUUUGGAAGUCAGAGGAAUGAAGUCCGUUUCUUCCUUCGUCAUGAACGGCCCCCUGGCAGGGACACGGUGAGUGGAUCACGGUCUCAGGAUCCAAGUGUAAAGAGAAAUGGCGUGAAAGUCCCUGGUGAACAUCGAAGGAAGGAGAACGGGGUUAAUAGCCCGAGGAUGGAUCUGACUCUGGCCGAGCUUCAGGAAAUGGCAUCUCGCCAGCAGCAGCAGAUUGAGGCCCAGCAACAAAUGCUGGCUACCAAGGAACAGCGCUUGAAGUUUCUGAAACAGCAAGAUCAGCGUCAACAGCAAGAAGUCGCUGAGCAAGAGAAGCUCAAGAAGCUGAAGGAGAUGGCCGAGAAGCAGGAGGCUAAGCUAAAGAAAGUUCGAGCCCUGAAGGGCCACGUGGAGCAGAAGAGGCUGAGCAAUGGCCGCCUUGUGGAGGAGAUCGAGCAUAUGAAUAGCGUGUUCCAGCAGAAGCAGAGGGAACUUGUUCUGGCCGUGUCCAAGGUGGAGGAGCUGACGAGACAGCUGGAGAUGCUCAGGAGCGGCAGGAUGGACGGCCGACACGACAGCCGGUCCGCCGCGGCUGAGCUCGACCGGCUCUACAAGGAGCUGCAGUUACGAAACAAACUGAAUCAGGAGCAGAACGCCAAGCUGCAGCAACAGCGGGAGUGUCUGAAUAAGCGCAAUUCAGAGGUGGCGGUCAUGGACAAGCGUGUUAAUGAGCUGCGGGACCGGCUGUGGAAGAAGAAGGCGGCGCUUCAGCAGAAGGAGAGCCUCCCGGUUUCAUCUGAUGGAAAUCUGCCCCCGCAAGGGCUGCCAGCGCCCAGUCGUGUGGCCGCGGUGGGCCCUUACAUCCAGUCAUCCACGAUGCCCCGUGUCCCUUCAAGGCCUGAACUUCUGGUGAAGCCAGCUCUGCCGGACAGCUCCUUGGCCAUGCAGGCUCCGGACGGUCCACUCAAAGUACACACGUUGCCCAACAUGCGAUCUGGGGCCACCUCCCAGACUAAAGGGUCUAAAAUUCAUCCACUGGGCCCUGACUGGAGCCCUCCAAGUGCAGACAUUUCUUUGAACCAAGCCUCCACGCCUGUGCCUGCAAGCUCAGGGGGUAUCCCGGACCAAGCUGAUGAUGGAGAGGUUCCCCUGAGGGAGAAGGAGAAGAAAGUCCGUCCCUUUUCGAUGUUUGACACGGUGGACCAGUCUGCUGUCCCGUCCCCCUUGGGGGCUCUGAGGAAAAACCAGAGCAGUGAGGACAUCCUGCGGGAUGCUCAGGCUGCGAAUAAAAAUGUGACUAAAGUACCACCUCCUGUUCCAUCAAAACCAAAACAGAUCAAUUUGCCUUAUUUUGGGCAAACUAAUCAGUCAGCAUCAGAUACAAAGCCAGAUGGAAACCUUCAGCAAUUGUCAGCAGCUGUUGCGUCCGUGGGAAACAAACCGAAAACGGGGCAGCAGCAGAGGCUCAUGGGGUCCCCUGGCCCACCUUCAGCUGGCCAGGGCCAGGUCCUGUCUCCAGCUGGUAAGCAGGAGAGCCCACCCGCCGCCGCUGUGCGGCCAUUCACCCCUCAGCCUUCGAAGGACACCGCUCUUCCACCCUUCCGAAAACCCCAGACCGUGGCGGCAAGCUCCAUAUACUCCAUGUACACGCAGCACCAAGCUCCUGGAAAAAACUUCCAGCAAGCGGUGCAGAGUGCCCUGACCAAAACACAUUCCAGAGGGCCGCACUUCUCCACUGUUUAUGGCAAGCCUGUGAUUGCUGCUGCCCAGAACCAGCAGCAGCACCCGGAGAACGUUUAUUCUGGUCCCCAGGGCCAGCUGGGCAGUCCUGAGCCUGACAUGGAGCCUGCGUCUUCAGUUCAGGAGGGCCACGAGAAUGAAAGAAUUCCUCGGCCCCUCAGCCCGACCAAACUGCUGCCCUUCUUGUCCAAUCCCUACCGGAACCAGAGCGAUGCUGACCUGGAAGCCCUGCGGAAGAAACUGUCCAAUGCACCACGGCCACUAAAGAAGCGUAGCUCUAUUACAGAGCCAGAGGGUCCGAAUGGGCCAAAUAUCCAGAAACUUUUGUACCAGAGGACCACCAUAGCUGCCAUGGAGACCAUCUCUGUCCCUUCAUAUCCCUCCAAGCCGACCUCAGUGGCGGCUGACUCUGAAAGCCCAGUAGAGAUCCAGAAUCCAUAUUUACAUGUGGAGCCAGAGAAGGAGGCAGUCUCUCUGGUUCCUGAGCCAGUAUCCCCAGAGGAAGUGGAGAGUGCCAGUUCAGAGAACACGGACAUGCCAGCUCCUUCUCCGGGCCUUGAUUAUGUGCCAGAAGGAGUCCCAGACAACAGCCCAAAUUUCCAGAACAGUGUGGAGGAACCAAAUGCAGAGGCUCCCCAUCUGCUUGAAGUGUACCUGGAGGAGUAUCCCCCAUAUCCGCCCCCACCAUACCCAUCUGGGGAGCCAGAAGGUCCAGGAGAAGACUCUGGGAGCAUGCGUCCCCCCGAAAUCACAGGGCAGGUCUCACUGCCUCCUGGCAAAAGGACAAACUUGCGUAAAACUGGUUCAGAAAGGAUUGCCCAUGGGAUGAGGGUCAAGUUCAACCCCCUUGCUUUGCUUCUAGAUUCAUCUUUGGAGGGAGAAUUUGAUCUUGUACAGAGGAUUAUUUAUGAGGUUGAUGACCCGAGCCUGCCCAAUGACGAGGGCAUCACCGCUCUUCACAACGCCGUAUGUGCAGGCCACACAGAGAUCGUUAAGUUCCUCGUGCAAUUUGGUGUCAAUGUCAAUGCUGCAGACAGUGAUGGAUGGACCCCGCUGCACUGUGCGGCCUCAUGCAACAAUGUGCAAGUGUGUAAGUUCCUGGUCGAGUCCGGAGCCGCUGUGUUUGCCACGACCUACAGUGACAUGCAGACUGCCGCAGACAAGUGUGAGGAGAUGGAGGAGGGCUACACCCAGUGCUCACAGUUCCUUUACGGAGUCCAGGAGAAAAUGGGCAUCAUGAACAAAGGAGUCCUUUACGCACUCUGGGAUUAUGAACCUCAGAAUGGUGACGAGCUGCCCAUGCGAGAAGGGGACUGCAUGACCGUCAUCCGCAGGGAGGACGAAGAUGAGACUGAGUGGUGGUGGGCCCGCCUGCACGACAAGGAGGGAUAUGUCCCACGAAACCUGCUGGGCCUAUACCCAAGAAUUAAACCAAGACAGAGGAGUUUGGCCUGAAACUUGUUUUUGAAGAAUUAAUCUUUGUUAUCACAAGAAGUAAUGUGAUUGUUUUUGGUAAAAAUUUCACAAGACCGACUUUAGUGACAGCGUAGUUUGAAAGCGGUGCAGGAUGUCUUCUGGGAGAAUGUGAAGGAUUGGAGAAUUUGCUGUCCUCGGGGGACGUUCAGCAUGAUGAACUGAGCUUACAAGUGAGCUGACCAUACUCUUGGGAAAUAGGUGUUCACGGGGCACUCAGGAACAUGAAAAGUGACUGUUUUGGUUCCCUGGAGUCACAGGGCCAUUCACUGGGCUCCUGGGAAGUCGCCUCUCCUGCACUUGCCCCCGCCAGAAAGGACCAGUGCCACAGAGGCAGCACCUCUGCCUGUCCUCCCGCAGGCCCCCAGGGGACCCCCAUUGUGGGUGAAGAACUGUUGGUUGUCAGCAGUCCCUUUGUGAUAGGAGUUCUUCAGAAUUCUACAUGUUUGAGAUAUUGGAGCCAAGCUGUAGCACAGCUCAUUAGAUUUAGAAUCUUGUUUUUAGAAUGAAUUUGAAUCUAUAUUUAUUGUCUUUUGUAUCUUGGAAAUUGGAGACUUGCUAUAUAGACUUACUCAUGAUAUUUGUCAAAUCGUAGCUGACUUUAAAAACAAUUGUAAUAAAAUUAAAGUUUUUGACUCUAA